UGAGGCGAAAAAAAGGCAUAUCUUAUUGGAUAUGUGGUUACCAUUUUAAGGUCUGGUAAUGAAAAUUCAAGUUUCAUAAUGUUAACGCAUGUUGCCGAAGUCUUUUAAUAUUGUUUGUGCGAAAAGGCUGCCACAAAAUGCCAAAGAAGAACGAUAAGGAUGCCAAGGCACCAGCCAAAGCUCAAAAACCCAAACCAUCCGCUGGUGGUGGUGGCAAAGCCAAAAAGAAGAAAUGGUCAAAAGGUAAAGUUCGUGACAAAUUGAACAACAUGGUUCUUUUUGAUAAAGCAACUUAUGAAAAGUUAUAUAAAGAGGUUCCUCAAUAUAAACUUAUUACGCCAUCAGUUGUUUCAGAGCGUCUGAAGAUUCGUUUGUCGUUGGCACGUGCGGCUCUUGUUGAAAUGAAAAAUAACGGAAAAAUAAGGGAAGUUUCAGUGCACCAUGCGCAAAAAAUAUAUACCAGAGCUACUAAUGAGUCUACCGCAGCCUAAAAAAAACUGAAAUAAAUCAGCGUAAUUUA
Molecule: messenger RNA, 520 nt
Organism: Hydra vulgaris (swiftwater hydra)
Lineage: Eukaryota; Metazoa; Cnidaria; Hydrozoa; Anthoathecata; Hydridae
Product: small ribosomal subunit protein eS25
Cellular component (GO): cytosolic small ribosomal subunit
Molecular function (GO): structural constituent of ribosome
Source: RefSeq, a predicted model, not a curated record